Molecule: messenger RNA, 2523 nt
Organism: Poecilia reticulata (guppy)
Lineage: Eukaryota; Metazoa; Chordata; Actinopteri; Cyprinodontiformes; Poeciliidae
Gene: rac3b
Product: Rac family small GTPase 3b
Biological process (GO): small GTPase-mediated signal transduction
Molecular function (GO): GTPase activity; GTP binding
Source: RefSeq, a predicted model, not a curated record
CCCUUUAACAACACUCGGUUGUUCCCGGAGAAAGUCGGCGCAGUUCGUCAUCGACCUCUUUCACUGCGGCUUCAUCGCCAGGCGGACUAACCCGCUGCUCUCAUCCGAUCCCUCAGCGCGGACUGUCGGAUCCCUGAACUGUCCAGCCCCGGUUCCCGGAAAGCGUCCAGCUCCUGUCCAAAUGCAAGCGAUCAAAUGUGUGGUGGUCGGCGACGGGGCUGUGGGAAAGACCUGUCUGCUGAUCAGCUACACCACCAAUGCCUUUCCUGGUGAAUACAUCCCCACUGUCUUCGACAACUACUCUGCCAAUGUAAUGGUGGAUGGGAAGCCAGUGAACCUGGGCCUCUGGGACACGGCAGGACAGGAGGACUAUGAUAGAUUAAGACCAUUGUCUUACCCACAGACGGAUGUGUUCUUGAUAUGCUUCUCCCUGGUCAGUCCGGCCUCUUUUGAGAACGUCCGAGCUAAGUGGUACCCAGAGGUGAGACACCACUGCCCCAACACACCCAUUAUCUUGGUGGGGACGAAGUUGGACCUUCGAGAUGACAAGGACACCAUCGAAAGGCUGCGGGACAAGAAGCUGUCUCCCAUUACCUAUCCUCAGGGUCUGGCUAUGGCGAGGGAGAUCGGUGGGGGCUGUGAAGUACCUGGAGUGCUCCGCACUGACCCAGCGAGGCCUGAAGACAGUAUUUGACGAGGCCAUCCGAGCCGUGCUCUGCCCUCCACCAGUGAAGAAGAGAGGGAAGAGAUGCACCAUGUUCUGAGGAAGAGGCACUGCUACACCACAUCAUCAUGAACAACACACACACUUUCUUUGAAAGAAUGAGAGCUAAAACUGGUGAGAGUGAGUGUGCAGUUCAGUGAUUGCUUUCUGUAGUCUUUUUUUUAUUUUUCAGAACCAUAUUGGUUAGAUGACCAACAUUCAUUUUUUUAACCAUUCCUGAAUAAGAUGGUAGGUUCCUUGUGAAUGGCACUGACUGUCCGUCUCCGUUGUACUGUUGCCAGGAGGACUGCAGCUUUCCACAACCAUCUUUCUACUGCUCUCUUCUCUCUCAGCCAUGCUUGCUUAAAUUAACGCAGUGGUAAUUACACAGAACGUCAGGUGUUGAUAGGUUCAGGGUUGAAGUUACCCUCAGCUCCCUGUCUAAGAUCAGCUCAUUCAGCCCUGAAAACCUCCUGGCUGCUAAUGCUGCAUUCCAGUUACCUGGUAAGUCAGAACUUAGAACUGGGUUUGACGUCAGACCUGGCGCUCCAGUUAGAAAGUCGGGAUUUGAACAUGGCAACGCUCAUAAACAUUGUUCACAGUAUCUCUUACAAACAUCGUUUUAAGCUUUACUUUUGAUAAGGAAACACCAUUUUUAAUUUGUUCAGUUUAGAGUUACAGGCACUACAUGUGAUAUUGAUUUUUUUCUUACAUGUGUGUUUUGCAAAAUAAAAAUGUUUCCACUUCAGCUUACUACUGUUGAUGUGAGGAGCAGCCAUACUGAAGCGCGAAUGUUGGAGUUGCUCCACUUUCCCUUUGGGAAAUCUGACUUCAGACAGCGUUCCAGUUGAAUUUUCCGCCCAGGAAAUCGGAAUUUCCCAGUUCCGAGUACAACUGGAACGCAGCAUAUCACAGCUAUCAUUUUCUGAGCUGCACUUUGAGAUAAUAAGCAUGACUAGCUGUGUAAAAACAUCCUGGUCAGACCACCUGAGAAUGGCAAGAAGUUGAUUACUGACCGCUGAGUUCAGAUCUGCAGCUCAGACUAAUGUGGCAGAAAGCACAGCUUACGUUUUAGGCCUAAAGAAAAUAGGUAAAAUAUUUAACACAGCUGUAUCAUGUGAUCUGAGGCUUUUUAAAAAAGAUGGCCAAUAAUUAUAAUAAUUCAUCUCCAGCCUGUUUGUCAUUUUUUACAGAAAAGCUGCGAGCAGUCAGGGUAACACACUGUGGUUAUGCCAACUAAGCUAUAAUUAUUUAUCCAUGAGAAUUUAGCUCAGCUGUAACUUCUCACCUGCCUUCCUUUAUUUUCAUUUGUAUAGAAACAAUGUGAAGUCAUAAUGUCAUAAUAGCUUUUUCAUUUUCGAAGGAAAUUCUUUAAGCUUGAAACACUUAACUCGACUUCCUGGUUUCCUAGAAGCUGGGAUUUGGGCUGAGAGCUCAUCUGGUGCCAGUGAGGCUCAUCAAACCAGUGAUUCUGCUAUUCAACACUCAAUUCUGGCAAGCAGCUGAUCUUAGACAAGAAUCAGUGGGAAACUUCAACUACAGUCAGGAAAUCAGAGCUGCUUUGUAGGUUUGCCUUCAAAAAAUCAAAAGUCUCUAAUUUCUGUUGUAGUUUAAAUUUAGCACAGAGAAACAAAAUGUCAGCGAAAGAUCCAGAAAACAAAAUGUAAUUUUGAUUCAAAUUUUCUUCAGAAGUAUUUGAUCAAAACCUGCUGUGAUGCUGGUGGAAGAGGCUGUUUGGAAGCACAGCGGCCUGCUGGACCAUCAGCAGGUCAGACAGAUCUGAGUAAGGAGCGCUAGAAACCUUUCAGCACGGUGCGUCU